UUGCAUCUCUUCAUCUGAUCCUUCAUUUGAUUUGUCGCUAAAUAUUAUAUCAGUAAUGAAUAACUUUCCGGGAAAUACCAGUUUACUCGAAGAACUGGACAAGAAGUUGAUGGUUCUGUUGCGCGACGGACGGACACUCAUUGGUUACUUAAGAAGUAUCGAUCAGUUCGCAAAUCUAGUUCUUCACCAAACCAUUGAACGAAUAUAUGUGGACAACAAAUAUGGAGACAUUCCUCGCGGGAUAUUCUUGAUUAGGGGAGAGAAUAUGGUUCUCUGCGGAGAAAUUGACACCAAAAAAGAAACACCAGAUUUGGUAAAAGUGGCCGUCGAAGAGAUACUUGAAUUACAACAAAACCAAAUCGAGGAAAAACAAAACAAAGACAAAAUCAGACUCAAAGCACUUCACGAAAGAGGACUUUCCUCUCACGUCGAGUCCAUUGCUGACGACUUUUAAUACUUUGUAAUCAUUUGUUUUAUAAAUCAUUAUUUUCUGAUUUUUCAAAAAUUAUGUCAAUUGAUGUGUUAAUUAAUCCGUAUUAUUAUUAAUCUAUAU
This is a messenger RNA of Oppia nitens, 553 nucleotides long. It is a transcript of the gene LSm1, whose product is annotated as U6 snRNA-associated Sm-like protein LSm1. NCBI's taxonomy places the organism in Eukaryota, Metazoa, Arthropoda, Arachnida, Sarcoptiformes, Oppiidae. Gene Ontology annotation, cellular component: Lsm1-7-Pat1 complex; P-body. The record is from RefSeq and is a predicted model, not a curated record. The transcript is spliced from 4 exons. The coding region runs from base 56 to 454 and encodes 132 amino acids. Gene Ontology annotation, biological process: deadenylation-dependent decapping of nuclear-transcribed mRNA. Gene Ontology annotation, molecular function: RNA cap binding.